GCUUUUUCACUUGAAAAACUAGUUCUCAUAUCACAAUGGCCACCGUGGAAGACCUCAUUUGUUUAAAGCACAGCAUUUACAAAGAACUAAAGGCUUGUCUUGAGCCAGAGGAUAAAGCUAAAACCGUGUUACAGAAACUCGAAGCGAAAUGUACCGAGCACAGUGAUAUUAUCUACAGUCAACAGACCCUUGUAUUUCGACUCAAAAAGGCCUCGAAACGUGAAUACUUGGAAUUGCAAAAUUUAGAGAAUGCCGGUCUCUUUAAGUCCAUGCUCCACUCACAUAAAGUGAAAGUGGAAGAACAAAGAGAAAAACAUCGAAAAGCGUUUCAGGCCGAGAAAGAAGCCGUUGUCCAUCUAGAAAAUGUGCAGGCAGAAAAAGAGAAUUUAAGUAAACAGAUUCUGGUGGCUCAACAGGAAUAUCAACGUUACAAGGGUCAGCAUUUGCAACUGAAUCAAUUUAUUACAGAUAUUUUCAAAGAAGCUAACAAUGCUGAAAAUUAUCCCGAGCUAUCUGCACUUACAGAAAAGAUCGGACAAGAAAAUCAGGCGAAAUCAAGGUGUCAAACCGAAAACUAUCAAGCUGAGAAGAAAAAAAGAGAAAUAUCGAGCGCCAUCCAAUCACUGGGAAAGGCAUGCAAAGCGCUAACCUUGGGCAUCAACGCAUCAACCCUUUUGGACACUCUCAGCAGCAAAGGCGACCAUAAACAUAGCCUGAAUGGUAAGUGGUUUAAAACAAUUUAGGGAGUGUAUCGGUCAUCUUAUGCCUUGAUCUAGCUGCCAAGCACCAUGUGGAGUUUGCGGUCCA
Molecule: messenger RNA, 807 nt
Organism: Radiomyces spectabilis
Lineage: Eukaryota; Fungi; Mucoromycota; Mucoromycetes; Mucorales; Radiomycetaceae
Exons: 5
Coding region: 36-743 (235 amino acids)
Source: RefSeq, a predicted model, not a curated record